Molecule: messenger RNA, 1212 nt
Organism: Enterospora canceri
Lineage: Eukaryota; Fungi; Microsporidia; Enterocytozoonidae
Source: the annotation of a GenBank genome assembly
AUGGAAUUAAUGAGAGGGAUAUACUUCGAAAUGGACGAACACAAAAAGAAGGAUAGUAUGUACGAGAGCAUCCGCAACACAUUUAAGCGAAUCAAACGCAGUAUCACAGUUGUUUUGGUGCUCUUGUUCAUUGCAUUGGCUACCUGGUUUGUUUCCGAUUUUUUUUCAAAACAGUUCCAACCCACAAUUCUCAAGUCAAAGAUGUUAGAUAGGUGUAUGGAAUUUAUUAACAAGGAAUUAGACGAGAUAUUGCUGCUUGAGACGAGGACGAAGCAGAACAAGGCAUUCAGGCAGAUCAAGACGAGUCUGCCCAUCCAGCCUAUACGAAUGUCGACUACUACGGCAGUCUUCAAAUACACGUAUACGAGUAAGCCUGUGAUUCUAAAGAGAGUCAUCUGGAACAAGAACAACGGCCUGAACGAGGAUGAGACGUGCACAAUGCUGAAAGGAAAGAGCAGGUACCUUGUGAAUGCGCUCAUGAGCACAAGAAGCUUCCGAAUGGUAUCGAAUCCAAAGGAUCCGCAAAAGAAGGAGAAGCAGACGCUCAUCUGGAUAUUCUUCGAGUUCAUGGACAUCAAGAUCAACGAGAGACACGUCAGUGGGAGCGAAGAGGUCAUCAAACACAUCGUACACGAUGCGUUGCUUGGGCUCAAAUACUUGCAUGACAAUAAUUAUGCGCAUUUAGACAUAAAAAUAGCAAAUAUAAUGGGAGUAACACAGAAAGACGGAAGUGUCCAAUACAAGUUGAUUGACUUUGGAUAUACGCAGUAUUUCCAAGAGAAAAUGGCUGUGAUACCGAGAAAGAAUUACGGCACAUACCCGUUUAAGGCACCAGAAGUGAUCAAGAAGAACGUACACGGGGCUAUGUCUGACAUCUGGGCAUUGGGAGCAUCUGUCUGGUACAUGUCACUAGGCAACAUCAUGUUUUACGACUCAGAUGGAAACAAGGACGACUCAGAAUACAUGCGAUUUAUAUCAAAUAAGACAAACACACAUAACGGGAUUAAGAACCACAGGUUCCUAUUUAGAGAACGUACGUCACCCGAAUUAAUCAAUUUUGUUAAGGAAUGCAUGCAUGUGGACUACAAGAAGAGGCCAACUGUGGAUGAAUUAUUGAACCAUCCAUUUAUUACUGGGGAAAAACAGAAUCUAUCAACAUCGGAGAGUUACGACAUAUUUGGGUCGUCAUCGAACUCAGAGCCAUCGAGAUAA